ACCACACAUCUAUUUUCUCAGUCAUUUUAACCUCACUGCAAACUAUCAACCAAAAUUUAAAAAUUCAAGAAACAACAGAGAGAAAGGAAUAAAAUAAAAGUAGCAGUAUCAGUACUUAAUUGGCAGUAUACAAGUUUCAGGUUAAGAAAUUGAGAGAAGAAGAGAGAAAAAAAAAAAAAGAAGAAGAAGAAGAAACAGAGAGCUUCUUCAAUGAAGAAACAAGGUUGUGAGAUAGAAGCAAUAGGUAUCAGCUACAAGGUCAAAACACAAAAAAGAGAUAACCCUUUUAAAUUCUUUACCACCCAAAAGCAGCAACAAGUAGAAGUCAUCGAUCAAAAAUCUGACAAACAACCAUCAAAGCUUGAAGAAACAAGUACUGGAAUCCGCCAUGUACUUAAGAACGUGAGUUGCACAGCAAAGCCAUGGGAGAUUCUCGCCAUUGUUGGUCCAAGCGGAGCAGGAAAAUCUUCCCUUCUUGAGGUUCUUGCAGGAAAACUCGCUCCACAAGCUGGCUCCAUUUUUGUGAACCAAGAACCUAUUGACAAAGCCCGGUUCAAGAAAAUCUCUGGCUAUGUCACCCAAAAGGACACCCUCUUUCCCCUCCUUACAGUUGAAGAAACACUCAUGUUUAGUGCCAGGCUGCGUUUAAGGCAGCCUCUAGCUGAACUGAGGUCCAGGGUUAAGUCCCUGGUCCAGGAACUAGGACUAGAGCAUGUAGCCAUGACUCGGGUUGGUGAUGACAGGGUUCGAGGGAUAUCCGGUGGAGAGAGGCGUCGUGUUUCCAUAGGAGUUGACGUCAUUCACGACCCUAAAGUGUUGAUUCUUGACGAACCAACUUCAGGUCUUGAUAGCACAUCUGCUUUGCAAAUCAUUGACAUGCUUAAGGUCAUGGCUGAAACCAGGGGAAGAACCAUAAUCCUAAGCAUCCACCAGCCCGGUUUCCGUAUAGUGAAGCUUUUCAAUUCCAUUCUUUUGCUGGCUGAUGGCUCAGUUUUACAUCAUGGCACGAUGGACCAGCUUGGCGUUAGCUUGAGGUCCAUGGGUUUGCAGCUUCCGCUGCAUGUAAAUGUUGUUGAGUUUGCCAUAGAGUCCAUCGAAACCUUUCAACGACAAAAACAGAUGCAGCAAGAAAUGCAAUCUCACGUGCCAGCAGCACCAGUGCAACACAAGAAAGGAGAAGGUGAGACUAGAAGCGGUAAGUUUACUCUGCAACAGCUCUUCCAACAAUCUAAAGUUGUUGAUGAAGAACUCAUCAAGGGGAUUGAUAUCCCAAGUGAUUUUGCCAAUUCAAGAUUGCAAGAAACCAUAAUCCUCACUUAUAGGUUCUCAAAAAAUAUAUUUAGAACCAGGGAGCUAUUCGCCUGCAGGACAAUUCAAAUGUUGAUUUCUGGUUUGGUGUUGGGCUCCAUUUUCUACAAUCUUAAACAUGAUCUUAUUGGAGCUGAGGAAAGGGUAGGUCUAUUUGCUUUCAUAUUGACUUUCUUGUUGUCUUGCACAACAGAAGCUCUGCCAAUUUUUUUGCAAGAAAGGGAGAUUUUGAUGAAGGAGACUUCUUGUGGAAGUUACAGAGUCUCUUCGUAUGCCAUAGCCAAUGGACUUGUCUACUUGCCAUUUCUGCUCAUCCUGGCAAUCUUGUUCACAAUUCCUUUAUACUGGAUGGUGGGGCUAAACCCAAAUUUCAUGGCAUUUCUGCAUUUUUUAUUACUAAUUUGGUUGAUUCUCUACACAGCAAAUUCGGUUGUGGUUUGUUUUAGUGCUUUGGUGCCUAAUUUCAUUGUCGGAAACUCAGUGAUCUCGGGUGUGAUGGGGUCCUUCUUUUUGUUCUCAGGCUACUUCAUAUCAAAGCAUGGGAUACCAAGUUACUGGAUAUUCAUGCAUUAUGUAUCUUUGUUCAAGUAUCCAUUUGAGGGGUUUCUGAUCAAUGAGUUUUCCAAGUCAGGUAAAUGCUUGGAGUACAUGUUUGGAUCAUGCAUAGUUACUGGGGAGGAUGUGCUAAGAGAAGAGGGAUAUGGAGAAGAAAGUAGGUGGAGAAAUGUGGUAAUCAUGAUUUGUUUCAUUUUUGUUUACAGGUUCAUUUCUUAUGUCAUUCUCAGAUUUAGGUGCUCUAAAAGAAGUUUUAGAGCAGCCCUUGCUUAAAGGAUAUAAUAAAAGCUCUCUCUCAGUCUCUCUCUCUCUCUCUCACGUGUAUGUUAACAAGAUGGUUCACAUGUUUUUUGGAA
Molecule: messenger RNA, 2219 nt
Organism: Carica papaya (papaya)
Lineage: Eukaryota; Viridiplantae; Streptophyta; Magnoliopsida; Brassicales; Caricaceae
Source: RefSeq, a predicted model, not a curated record